AUGCGUCGCACCGGGCGUCCGCCGCCGAGGGAGCUCGUCAUUGGUGAGGGGGAUGAGGGGGGUGAGGGGGGUGAGCGGGGUGAGGGGGGUGAGGGGGGUGAGUGGGGUGAGGGGGGUGAGUGGGGUGAGUGGGGUGAGGGGGGUGAGUGGGGUGAGUGGGGUGAGGGGGGUGAGUGGGGUGAGGGGGGUGAGUGGGGUGAGUGGGGUGAGGGGGUGAGGGGGGUGAGUGGGGAUGAGGUUCUGCUCUUGGUGCUGCCGUUUGUCACACUGCUUCGGUCCGCUGCUGCUGUUACAAGUAUGUUAUCACCCUCCCUUGCCCCUCUUCCUCCAGCCUCCCUUGCCGCUCUUCCUCCACCCUCCCUUGCCGCUCUUCCUCCUCCCUCCCUUGCCGCUCUUCCUCCACCCUCCCUUGCCCCUCUUCCUCCACCCUUCCUUGCCGCUCGCCCCACCUUCCCUCUCUCCCCGCCCUCUUUUGCCGCUCUCUCACCGGCCUGCUUCUGCUGUUACUAG
Molecule: messenger RNA, 510 nt
Organism: Closterium sp. Naga37s-1
Lineage: Eukaryota; Viridiplantae; Streptophyta; Zygnematophyceae; Desmidiales; Closteriaceae
Source: the annotation of a GenBank genome assembly